This is a messenger RNA of Wasmannia auropunctata (little fire ant), 1319 nucleotides long. Its product is annotated as interferon alpha-inducible protein 27-like protein 2B. Gene Ontology annotation, cellular component: membrane. The record is from RefSeq and is a predicted model, not a curated record. The transcript has a single exon. Bases 112 to 462 code for a protein of 116 amino acids. Lineage: Eukaryota; Metazoa; Arthropoda; Insecta; Hymenoptera; Formicidae.
UCAUAAAUUAUUGAAAAUUCAUCAACAUAGUAGUAAUAGUCCUUGUGAAUUAGCUUUAGAAAAAUUAAUAUUUAAAAUAACUAUUAAAAUUUAAAUAAAACAUCAAUAAAAAUGAAUUAUAUUCUUUGUCCAAAUUGUAAUAAACCUCUUCCAAAUGAAGAAAAUCUUUACAAAUUAAGAACAUUAUUGUUAGGGACAACAGUAAUAGGAGGAAUUUUAGGAUGUGCCACACUUCCUUUGUUAGGGUUUGGUUUAGCUGGUAUUUCAGCUGGUUCAUUUGCAGCUUCUUGGCAAGCUUCUAUUGGUUCUGUUGCAGCUGGAUCUUUAUUUGCUACUUUACAAUCUUUGGGAGCUACAGGACUAGGUAUACUUUUAUUUGGAUCAACUGCAGCCGCAUUAAGUUUAUUAACUUCUAUAGCAGCAAACUUAAAUUGGUGCACAUGUAAUCAAAAUGUUUCUUAAUUAUAUUAUUAAAUAUUUUUUUUAUUACUACCCGAUAAAAUUUUAAGUAACUUCUAUAUAAUAUAGUUAAAGGACUUGGUUAGAUGGUGUGUGUGAGUGAGAUUGUGUGUGGAAAGAACUGCGUGCAUUUGAGGUGAUUAUAGGGAAAUAAGAUAAAUAUAUUUAAUAUAGGAUAGGAAAAGGUAAAGCAGGCAGGUUAAAGGCAGAGUAAAUGAAAGUGAAGGAAUGGAUAAAGUAGAAAAGUAAGAAUUCGAAGAUAUAAUUGAGUAAGAAGAUCCCAAAAAGUAAGAGGAUAAGGAAACUGGAAAGGAGGCUAGGAGGAUGGUGAAAAAAAUAGUUAUGUUUAGAAUCAGAGAUUAGAUUAGUUGGACUUCAGCCGCGAGAAAUGAAUUAAAGGAAAGAAAUAAAUUGAAAGAUUUGUAAUAGAAUGAUGAAUUAGAAGUUGAUAUGUAUAAUGUAAAUUGUAAAAUAUAGGAAUGAGAACGAAACUGAUAAAUGUAAAUGUUAAAUGUAACAGUAGGUAUAGAAAAAUAUUUUAAAGCAAAGAUUUUGUAGUAGAAUGAAGAAUUAGAAGUUUAUUGAUGUGUAUAAGUUAAAAUAUAGGAAUGAAAAAUUGAAAAAUGUAGCACAUAUUUGUUUUAAAAAAACGUUUAACAAUUGUUUCUUUGGAACGUUUCAUAACCGACUCUUGAAAACGUUUCUGAGUGGUUAAAAUGUCCACUCGAAAAACGUUUUAAAACACGUUUCUUUUUCAGUGAAAAAACGUUUAAGAAAUAUAAUCAAAAUAUCAUUUUUCCUCUAUCUAGGAAAAAGUUUGUUUUUUUCACAAAAUUAAAUAAAUUAAUUUAUACGAUAAA